AUGAAGCACGACACAUGUAUGUGGCUACUACGAUGGCUGGUCCUCGUCUUAUCCUUUCAAUGGCUCGGAACUUCAUAUGCUGGGAAGCCCACCAAGCCAAAAUCGGCCGUCAAGCCAACAACAAAGCCCGUGCAGGUUGAUUUAGAAGAUAAACCCGACCAAGGCCCACCGGAUGCUGAAGAAAGGUGGAAGAAUUCCGUUCAUUUCCCAGGCAAAGACUCCCUACAUCCUGCUGUGGUUACUCGCUUCGAUCGUCGAUCGCCCGAAGAAAUAUUCCAAAAGGGUUUCGAAACAAGGAUAGAGAGCAGUGGAAAGCCUCUACUAUCUGCCUCGUUUGUCGCCAGCCGACACAACAACGAACCUUACGAUGAUACGGGAUUGAUAUCAUUCAGUGGGUCCACGGGGGCCACAUUAUCAGCAGCCCAAGGCGUUCAUUGUAGCGGCAAGAAGAGGUUCUUUGGUCAUGAAGACUGGGCAAAGGUCCGAGCGUAUGCAUCCGCUUGUCACAACGACCUCGACCACUUCGACAAGAUCGAGGUCGAGGAAGAGGUGCCUGGUGUUCCGAAGGGCCCGCCCAAAGGCCCGCCCGAACCUCCUCCAGCAAACAAGCUGCACGAGGGAUUUAAACUUGGCCACUGGGGAUACAUUGCAAGGCCGAACUCGAAAUUUAUCAGCAUGUUCGGAACCCUGGGACCAGAUGGCUUCGCCAACAAUGACUUUAAAGGCGAACGAGAGUACGCAGCGCUAGGACGGGUUGGUCCAGAGCGAAUCAUUGGUGCAUUUUACACAGACGACAAGGUGAUGAUGGUACAGUUGAAUCCAAACUACGACCACCGGUUCGAUGGCCAACGCGCCGGAGAUGGCCACCCUGGGCUUGCCUUCAAGAACGACAAAGCUCUCGCGGAAAAAAUCAUAAACGAAGCCAACAGCGAUGACGAGCGCCAUAGAGCGAGUCAUCCAUCUCCGAUUCAUAUUCCCAAGGAGAGAAUAGAGGUUCUCAUGCCUCUUUCUGAUGUCAUCGUGCAGUUUUCCUCGGAUAACCCUCAACACUUCCGCUCAAGCUUACCCCAGCAGGAUCCUUCUGCCAAAGAAGUGGCUGGUGCCAAGCACGGGAGGAUAGGGACGAUAUUACGAAAGCUACUGAUAUGCAAGCGAGGUACGGAUGAGUGCACAGCACGACCAGGGGAGGGUAACAAAAACCCGGAUGCUUCGACCGAAAUCGCCGACCAGUCCGACAAAAGACCCCCUCCAAGUGAUGUGAAUUCAGCAAGCGAACAAGCCGAUGCGAAGCAUGUAAAACCAUCGGAACAAUCCGGUGAUUCAAUCAGUCACCCGGAUGACAUGGAUGGUGCGGAGAAAGGACUCAGCUCUGACGCCGAAGGACCCGACAACGAUGGCUGCAAAGGCAGCAAGGAUUGCCAUACUCGAACCUUUAGGACCGAGUGCCGUGGAUCCAGCGGCGCGAGAGGCAGUGUGAGCCAGGGGUAUCGAAGCAGUCCCGGCCAAGGAUAUCGAGCCGGCCCAGGUCGUGGACGGGGAUGGAGCGCAGCGAGAAGCAGUUCCAAGCAAGGUGAUGGAACCAGCUCUGGCGGCGGUUCCAAGCCAGGUGAGGGAACCAACUCUGGCACCAAUUCCAACCAAGGCGAGGGAACCAGCUCUGACCAAGGCCGUGGAAGCAGCCCGGCAGGAUCGGGCUCCAGCCAAGGUCGACCAAACGCCGGAAAAGGUGGGAAGCGGCAGUAUUGCUUGGCCGACGACAUGAUGGAUCUAGCGGCCGAAGCUUUCCUCUUCUGCAUCGAAAUUGCUGAAAAACUAGAGCAUAAAGACGGCACGGUCACGAAGACGAACCACAACACGACUGAGAAAUCUUUGGACGGGGCCUUCUGGGAGCCACCCAAAACUACCAUUGACUCGGUUCUCCCUCCCGAGGUGGUGGAAUGGGUGAAGAAGAACAACGUGUCGGUCGUGGAAAACGACAAGGCCGUGGACGAACUCAUUCCGCAAGUCGUCAAGGACCAAGAUUUUGCUUACAAAACUCAUUACCUUCAGGAGCGGACCUUGACCAUCUUGCUGAAGAACGAUCUAUAG
Messenger RNA from Drechmeria coniospora, 2088 nucleotides. RefSeq lists its product as uncharacterized. Lineage: Eukaryota; Fungi; Ascomycota; Sordariomycetes; Hypocreales; Ophiocordycipitaceae. The transcript is spliced from 2 exons. The record is from RefSeq and is a predicted model, not a curated record. Bases 1 to 2088 code for a protein of 695 amino acids.